GCCUCCUGGGGUCCUUCGGCCUGCUGGACGGUGUCCUUCCCUUCCCGCAGACGUCCCAGGGAGUCCCGGUGCGACGUUUCAAGACGCUGAGCGAGCUGAUUGCCCUCUACCUGCAGCCAAACCAGGGCCUGGCCUGCACUCUGCUCUUCCCUGUGGAACGGGAGAAGGAGAAAGAGAACGCGGAGGAGAGGGACUAUUCCGACGGGGAGGACGAGAAGCCCCCCUUGCCCCCUCGCUCGGGCUCCACCAGCAUUCCUGGGGGCAGCAGCCCCUCCCUCCUGGCGACAACCCCCCCCGCCGCGCCGGGCCGAGCCCCGGAAAGCCCCACCAAUGGACUCAGCACCAUUUCCCACGAAUACCUGAAAGGCAGCUACUCCCUGGACCUGGAGGCGGUGAAGGGAGGGGCCAGCAACCUGCCCCACCUCAACAAAACCCUCGUCACAUCCUGCCGGCGCCUGCACAGCGAGGUGGACAAAGUCUUAGCAGGCCUGGAGAUCUUGUCCAAGGUGUUUGACCAGCAGAGCUCCCCAAUGGUGUCUCGCAUCCUGCAGCAGACUGCCGGGCAGACAGGAGAGGGGCAGGAGUUGGACAGUUUGGUCCUGAAGCUGUCCAUCUUGAAGGACUUCCUCUCCAAUAUUGAGAAGAAGGCCCUCAAAGCUCUCCAGGACAUGAGCUCCACCGCCCAGCCUGGACAGGCUCAGCCAUCUUUUCGCAAAGUGAAGAGCAUCCCCGUUCAAACAUUCGAGGUGAAGCUGGACCUGACCUUGGGCGACCUGACCAAAAUCGGGAAGUCACAAAAGUACACCUUAAGUGUGGACGUGGAAGGGGGCAAGUUGGUGGUCUUAAAGAAGCAGAAGGACUCCCAGGAGGACUGGAACACCUUCACCCACGAGAGGAGUAAGUCUCCCACCCACUUCGCCGAAGCCUUUUCCAGGCCACCUUCAUGCCAGGCCAAUGAAGGCAACAAAGGGGCCGUGGGGGUCUCCUUCAUGUUCAACGGCACCUCCUUCGGCUUCGUCAAUUGCCACCUCACCUCCGGUAACGAGAAGACGGCCAGGAGGAACCAGAAUUACCUGGACAUCCUGCGCCUUUUGGCCCUGGGUGACAAGCAGCUGAGCUCCUUCGACAUCUCCCUCCGCUUCACCCACCUCUUCUGGUUUGGGGACCUCAACUACCGUCUGGACAUGGACAUCCAGGAAAUCCUCAACUACAUCAACCGCAAGGAGUUUGAGCCUCUCCUCAAAGUGGACCAGCUCAACCUGGAGAAGGAGAAACACAAGAUCUUCCUCCGAUUCAGUGAAGAGGAAGUCACCUUCCCUCCUACCUACCGCUACGAGAGGGGCUCCCGCGACACCUACGUGUGGCAUAAACAGAAGCCCACAGGGGUCAGGACCAAUGUCCCUUCUUGGUGUGACCGCAUCCUCUGGAAAUCCUACCCAGAGACACACAUCAACAGCACCUCCUAUGGCUGUACAGAUGAUAUCAUGAGCAGCGACCAUUCUCCGGUCUUCGCAGCCUUUGAAGUUGGAGUCACGUCUCAGUUCGUUUCCAAAAAAGGGCUCUCCAAAUCCUCAGACCAGGCCUACAUAGAGUUUGAGAGCAUCGAAGCCAUUGUGAAGACAGCCAGCCGGACAAAAUUCUUCAUUGAAUUCUACUCCACCUGUUUGGAAGAAUUCAAAAAGAGCUUUGAGAACGAUUCCCAGAGCAGCGACAACAUCAAUUUCUUGAAGGUCCAGUGGUCCUCCAGGCAACUGCCCACGCUCAAGCCAAUCCUCUCGGACAUCGAAUACUUGCAAGACCAGCAUAUCCUGUUGACCGUCAAAUCCAUGGAUGGCUACGAGUCCUACGGCGAGUGCGUCAUCGCCCUCAAAUCAAUGAUCGGGAGCACGGCGCAGCAGUUCCUCACCUACCUCUCCCACCGGGGGGAGGAGACGGGCAACAUUCGGGGGUCCAUGAGGGUUCGGGUCCCAGCAGAACGGAUGGGGACUCGGGAGAGGCUGUAUGAAUGGAUCAGCGUCGACAAAGAUGAGACCGGAGCUGCUAAGGGGAAGCUGCCUCAUCCGGCAUCACGGACCAACCUGGAGCACAGCAAGUAAAUGGGGGAACCUGGGGAUUCGGGAGGAAAUGGACCAGUGGUGGUAGGCUACUGGUUCGCCAUCACGGCUAUAGACCCUCCCACCAACCCCGGUGCAAAAGCCUCAGCUGGUGCGGGGAAAGUUGUGUGCGUGCAUUAG
Messenger RNA from Notechis scutatus (mainland tiger snake), 2234 nucleotides. Lineage: Eukaryota; Metazoa; Chordata; Lepidosauria; Squamata; Elapidae. The record is from RefSeq and is a predicted model, not a curated record.